AUGCUUAUAACUACAAGAUCUUCAAUCUUUUUCCUAUGGAAGAUCAAGAUUAUUACGCUAUUUACAGUCGAGCGCCAGAAAGUAGACAUUGAAACAGAUUUAUGCAAUGUGAAGGAGGAACAAUGCACAUUCUUCACAAAGCCGCGCACACGAACCACAUUGUUACAAAAAAGACGCAGCAGGCAGCAGGGUCCCCGGAAGUUACGUGGGGUACGAAUUUCUCACAUUUAUGAUGAUUGUUUUAGGAUUCAAAUUUUUGUCGUUUCGUCGUUGUCGAAGACAUCGCCGGUAAGGGUCAUAACGACUUUUAGUUGUAUGUACCUGUACCAGGCUUCUUGAAUGUAAGACUUCCCUGCGCCCACCCCAGCUGGUGCGCUGGCCCUUUGGCCGAAGACUUUGGAACUGGACAGGGAAGAGUUGUUAAUAAUGCAAAAACAAAAAGAACGUGACAGUAUGUUGUUGUCUCUAUGUCGACAAUAUUAUUCGCGGGAAAACAAUGGGUAUAACAAUAACUACUGUUCAAAGUUAGUAAGAAGUUUUGAUGAAUUUCAUCAAUUGAAAAUGAUUAUUUAGAAAGUAAUAAACUCAAACUCGUGGUCUGUCCUUCAUUCUACUUUGUAGUUUGUUGUAGCAGGUAUUAAGUAGAUAAGUUGUUGUAGAAGUAGGAGAAGUAGUUACAACAACAGUGAGCAACAUGCGUUUUACGACAAUCAACAAUGCACUACUUCUAGUUCCACCAAUACUACAACUACUUAUCCUAAUAUUUGCUUGUUCGAUCUGAAAUCAAUGACUCAUCCAUAAUACCUGCACAGAAAAAUCUCUUUCAUCCUUGUUAGACCCUUCAGAACGGCAUAGACUUAAACCCCAUGAGUCUCAGUUUAAGUACAUACCCCUCCAGAAAAAGAAUUUUCUCUUCGUUUUAGCUUCUACGUACUUCUUACGAAGUACUAGAGGUGACAAAGCGAAUCAAGAGGGCUUCCGCUUAUCCUUUUGUGGCUUGCUGAGAGGGCUUACCAAGAACGGCGAACUUCUCAAAAUCAUAAACAUAAUUGUGCAUAGGAGGUACAUAAUAAUGCCAUGUUUUAGGAUCCGAAACAGCAAGGAUUAAGUAUAGCCGCCGACAACAUAAAGAACAUCACGAUCUCAGUAGGUUUAUGAUGAGGUAUUUUUCGGGCUAGUAUCUUCGUCACUGAAUAAAGAUUCAUAGAGUUGUAUUUGUAUUACUGAUGCAGCUGCAAGAUGAGCACGCGGCGAAAAUACCAGCACUCACGAGAACAUACUAUUACUACAGAAAUAUGAAGGCGAAUGUUGAACGAUGAUAGAGUCCCCUCUCAGAUGGAAGCAUCGAUGUCAUCUUCGCAUGGUGGAUUUAAACAAGAGCAUUGAUGUGACCUUCGCAAACUAAGUUGAUGUGUAACCAACCAUCUUCAUGUUCAUCUUCAAAAAGAAUGUGUAGAAGUAUUCCGUCCUAGCAGUGGCAU
Amoebophrya sp. A25 is the source of this 1481-nucleotide messenger RNA. The record is from the annotation of a GenBank genome assembly. NCBI's taxonomy places the organism in Eukaryota, Dinophyceae, Syndiniales, Amoebophryaceae.